AAGCGUUGCGUUACGCUUCUCGAACUGUACCAAGCUACUUACAAAGCUAACGCUUUUGGGCCGACUCCAAGUCAAACUUAUAACCAUCCCCGCUCCAGCUGGGCUACUCCAUUCAGUUGUUCAAAUCGACCUGCGAAAAUCAGAAGCAACAUAAUCUCACCUCUCACAAUGACACCCUCUACCAGACCCACACUGAGCAGAAACGAAUCCAUGCAGAAGUAUAUAUUACUCGCAGCUCAGAAAGAAGCACUUCAACGCCGGAUGUCGAUGUCCAUCCCUUUCGGUCUACCUAUGUCGACCUCUUCGCCUGAAUUUCAGUCCCUGUCAUCGUCAUUCACCGACUACACUUCGACAUAUCCUACAGCUACUGAGCCUGUUCCUACAAGACCAGGCACGGUGACCCAAAGCAGUGUCCAUGAUAUGCAUAACGACGAAUCGCACAAACUCUACGAGAUCAACCAGCAGAUCGUAGCAACACUCAUGGAGCUCCUGAACACCGAAGCCGUCAAGACGGAUCCAAAGUAUCGUGCAUUCAUACAAGAAAAGCUCAUGGAAUCCGAACAUCAGAUCCGCCGACAGAGGCGUCGACACUCCUCAAAUGCCGAGCGAGACUAUGCGUCCUCUAUCGCACAUCAUCUAGAGCUUGGUCUCAACACAUCGAAGACUUGGGCGUGACCUCGUUUCUUCCUAUAUGGACUUGUAAAGAUGUCCAUGCAAUCUUGUGCUUUUCUGCGGCGCUGUCUGUGGCGCAACGGUUUUUCUGAGAUGAAGUGCUCAGAUCAGAGACAAUCGAAGAUGAAAAUAAUACCCAAUGUAUACG
Molecule: messenger RNA, 820 nt
Organism: Macroventuria anomochaeta
Lineage: Eukaryota; Fungi; Ascomycota; Dothideomycetes; Pleosporales; Didymellaceae
Exons: 2
Coding region: 169-675 (168 amino acids)
Source: RefSeq, a predicted model, not a curated record